AUGAAUUCUUCAAAAGAAGACAAGUUUCACCAUCGGAAUUCCCGGAUUCAAGAAUCAUUGGACUUGUUAUCGCUUCUACAUUCCAACAGAAAUGAGAUUGUUGAUCAUUCAUUACAUGUUGAGUUUAAGAGAGGUCGCUUAGUGAUGUCGAGUUUCCGUGCGGAUGAAGCUUCUGAUAGCAUUCUAAGAAAUGUCAUUGCAUAUGAGCAGUGCCAUGCUGGUUUAACACCCUUUACCUCUAACUACAUACAUUUCAUCAACUUUCUAAUUACAACCGAUAGAGACGUCGAAGUCCUCACUGACGCAGGGGUGCUACAGAACGGUAUGGGCCGGUCGAGUUUAGUGGUGGAGAUGGUAAAAAAUUUAAAGGUUGGUGUGGAUGUAGCAGACACCUCCCAGUAUCAAGUCAUAGCCACGAGACUCAGCGCUCACUAUUCAUCUCGUAGGAAAAGGUGUUGGGCCACUCUUAGCAGAGUAAACUUCAGCGACUUGUGGACCGGAACAGCUGCAUGUGUGGCCGUUUUCUCAUAUUUUGGACUCUGGUUGGGACGGUGGAUUCUGUCGUCCAAACUUACAAAAGCUUCAAGUAACUACAUACGCUCCAAUCGUCAAAAACUUGUUUCCAACUCUUCCUUUUGGAUUCUUUAUUUCCGUAAGAGACGUACGAUUGUGUUUUUUAACACGAAAUAA
Arabis nemorensis is the source of this 690-nucleotide messenger RNA. Lineage: Eukaryota; Viridiplantae; Streptophyta; Magnoliopsida; Brassicales; Brassicaceae. The record is from the annotation of a GenBank genome assembly.